This is a messenger RNA of Dothidotthia symphoricarpi CBS 119687, 1362 nucleotides long. RefSeq names its product MFS general substrate transporter. Gene Ontology annotation, cellular component: membrane. Lineage: Eukaryota; Fungi; Ascomycota; Dothideomycetes; Pleosporales; Dothidotthiaceae. The record is from RefSeq and is a predicted model, not a curated record. Gene Ontology annotation, molecular function: transmembrane transporter activity. The transcript is spliced from 4 exons. The annotation marks the transcript as partial. Gene Ontology annotation, biological process: transmembrane transport.
CUGUUCGUCGUUCCCACUGUUACGCUUUUGUACUUGUUUUGCUUCAUCGAUCGAUCCAACAUUGGAAAUGCCCGUCUUGCCGGAAUCGAGAAAGACCUUGGCCUUGUAGGCUACGAUUACAACACUGUUCUAUCUAUCUUCUACAUAUCUUACAUUCUAUUCGAGAUUCCAGCAACGCUAUGCUGCAAGGUAAUGGGUCCUGGAUGGUUCUUGCCAUUGACGACGUUUGGAUUUGGAGCGACGACGGUAGCAACAGCUUUUGUGAAGAAUCAGGCUCAAAUAUGCGCUGUGCGCUUUGUUCUUGGUAUCUUUGAAGCAGGUGUAAUGCCUGGUUGUGCAUACUAUCUAAGUCGGUGGUACAAGCGAUCAGAACUCACAUUCCGUCUCGGGUUGUGGAUGACCAUGGCGCCUCUAUCCGGCGCGUUUGGAGGCUUAUUGGUUUCUGGCAUCUUGAAACUGAGUAACUUUGGGUCGUUACAUCGAUGGCGAAUGAUCUUCGCCAUUGAGGGGACAAUGACUAUGGCGCUGGCCGUCAUCGCCUUCUUCACUCUCACCGACCGUCCUGAUACCGCUCGUUGGCUCACGGAAGAGCAGAAGGAGCUCGCAACCGGCCGGGUUAAGGCUGAACGUCUCAAUCAGACUAUGUUGCUUGACAAGAUCGACAUGGCCAAGCUGAGGCGUGGUUUCAGCAACCCCAUAACCCUCACGACGGGUCUCAUCUUCCUCUUGGAUAAUGUCGUUGUCCUUGGAAUCUCUUUCUUCCUACCUACUAUCAUCCGCACGAUCUACCCGGGCCGAACAACCAUACAGCAGCAGCUCCUUACAGUACCUCCAUACAUCGUCGGUGCUGCAUGCACAGUGUUCAUCACCACCGCCAGUUGGCGCUUCAACUCUCGACAAUGGUUGAUAGCAUCAACAGGACCAUUAGUCGCGGUGGGCUACGCCAUGUUGGUCGCCACCACUAACGCGAAUGUUCGUUAUGCCGCCAUCUUCCUAACCGCCAGCUCGGCAUAUUCGCUGGGUGCGAUGACCAACGCGCAAGUCAGUGCGAACGUGCUUUCGGACUCAGCUAGAAGCAUCGCCAUCGGUACAAAUGCCAUUCUCGGCUACAUGGGCGGUCUCAUUUCGACAUGGAUCUACCUGCCUCAUGAUAGUCCACGAUAUGUCAUCGGCAAUAGUAUUAACAUGGCCUGUGCUAUUAGCUGGACAGGUAUCGCAAUUGGGGCUGGCGUGUGGAUGAAGUAUGACAAUAAAAAGCGUGAUGAGAGAGAAGCGGGAUCGCACGAAGAGCUUGCCGGAUUGACGCAGAAAGAGAUCCAGGAUCUAGAAUGGAAGCACCCCGGCUGGAGGUGGAAGGCAUAA